Molecule: messenger RNA, 1240 nt
Organism: Hydra vulgaris (swiftwater hydra)
Lineage: Eukaryota; Metazoa; Cnidaria; Hydrozoa; Anthoathecata; Hydridae
Product: E3 ubiquitin-protein ligase RNF220
Biological process (GO): protein ubiquitination
Molecular function (GO): metal ion binding; ubiquitin protein ligase activity
Source: RefSeq, a predicted model, not a curated record
UUUUCUAUUUAUUUGCAUUUAUCUGGAAAUAGUUUGCUCAUAAAGUCUAGUUAUCUAAAUAAAAUAUUAAAACAUGGAAAUCUUGGGGAGAAGAAAGAAGGUAAACCGUAAAGAACAUUCACAAGUUUGUGCAAUAAAUCGAUUAGAAAGAAAAAGACCUAAAACUUCAAUUUUCCUUUGCCCUGUUUGUUCUUUAACUAUUCGUGGCAAGCAUGAGUUUGAGAGACAUUAUAAAGAGGAGAUAAAAAUGACAUCAAUAAGAGAUUUAGGUCAACUUAUUAAAACCAAAACUUUAAAAAAAAAAAAUUGUCUACCUGAUGAUGAAGAAAGUUCUUCAGAAAAAAUGCUUUUAGAAGAUAGAGAAGAAGCUCUACAAAAUAUUAAAAAGAGAAAGUAUUCCAGAUAUUCAAAUAUGUAUAUAAUGUCGCUAAGUAACCAAAAACUGAUUGAAAAAAGUCACUCAGGACAUACAGACAAAGAAACUACCGAGUAUGCUGCUCAAGAAAUAACUGAUUCAGUAGAAGAAGAUAACUAUAUAUCUUGUGUUGUAUGCAAUGAGUUUUUAAAUCCAACAAAUGGCUGUACUUUAAACCAUUUGUCAAAAUGUCUAUCACGAAAAAAGAAUGAGUUUAAUAUAUAUAUAAGUAGUGAUGAUGAACAAGAUGAAGUAGUUGAAGAGUUUUCUUGGGCUGGACAAACAUGGAUUCGAACAAGUUCUUUAGUUGAUAGUGAAUUUUUACGACGAGAAGGAAAACUCAUGAGACUGGAAAUGGAAGAUGGUGAUGAAGAAUUAGACGUUGAUGGGGAUACUUUAGAAGAAAAUUUUGGUACUUCACAGUUUUCUGAUGCAGAUAUAGUUUUAUGUAGUUCUUCAUCAUUAUCUGAUAAAAACCAGAAGUUGCUAUCUUCUAAAGAAGAAUUCCCUACCAGUGAUAAACCCGUUACAACUGCUGAAGAAUUUUUAACCCUCGAGCAACUGGAAAAAAGCGCGGGUGCCAACUCAGAAAAACUUAUAGAACUAUUAAAAUUCGAAAUACGGAAACUAGGCACCCAUUUAGACAAUGCUUUGAAAUGUUCAAUAUGUGUUGGUCCAUAUAUAAAUCCUUUGGUAUCAACAAGUUGCUGGCAUGUAUGCUGUACCGAUUGUUGGUUGCGUUCUCUUGGAACGAAGAAAAUGUGCCCCAUAUGUGGGAGCAUUGUAUCCUCUGCACACCUUAGAAAAAUCUUUUUAUAAUUAAAA